This is a messenger RNA of Botrytis sinoallii, 606 nucleotides long. RefSeq lists its product as uncharacterized. NCBI's taxonomy places the organism in Eukaryota, Fungi, Ascomycota, Leotiomycetes, Helotiales, Sclerotiniaceae. Bases 1 to 606 code for a protein of 201 amino acids. The record is from RefSeq and is a predicted model, not a curated record. The transcript is spliced from 2 exons.
AUGGCUCAAAACAGCGAUGCGAACUAUGGGCAGCAAGCAAGCAUAUUGAUUGCGUCAAAGCACGCAAUACAAUUAUCUAAGAUUUGUCCCGGAGCGGAUGUUCAAGUCCUAGGACUCAUUGAGAGCGGACCCAGUCUGGUUGCAGACGACGCGAGAGUUCUUAGGUUUUUCAGCAAUGAAGUAUUCAGUAUUACAAAGAAAUCCAGUGACUUUGCACAUAUUGUAGCUAGAAACAUAUCUUUGGAUAUCGAAGAUACGGAUCUGCAGGCAAUAUUGAAAGAGAAUGAUCAAGGUGUUUUUGUUGAAAUAGCUGAUUCCCCGAGACUGUAUCUCGAAGAAGAUGUGUUCUUCAGACCGGACUGUCUUAUAGGACCUGGUACAGUAUGCUUCAAGGCUCGUGCAGCACACACUCGAGGCCAAGACUUGGUCGUCAAAUUCGUCUGGACCGAGACGGGAUCUGCGGGGGAAAAAAACUACUUGCACUUACAAAUAGCAAGAAGGCUUUUGGCAUUUUCAAGCUCGAAGCGUACUGGGAUUUGGGGGAUAUUGCUAGUUUUCAACAUCGGCAAAGACUACAACUCUGCGAAUCUUACAAAUUUCAUUUGA